GCCCCCGCUUCCACCUUCCCACGCGCUGGAUCUCCGCUUCCCUCCCGCCUGUCCCGCUUCGCCCUGGCAGGAUCGGCGCCGGAUCCCUCGGGAGAGGCUUCUGGAUCCCGCUCGGGGCAGGUCGGGCUGCUCCCCCUCCGGCCUUUGGGGCGCCCCUCCCGCCAAGAGAGCUUCCCCCCCCCGCCAGGAGAAAGAUCAGUGGAGAUGCGGCUAUGAGCUCCACAGAGGAGAAGGGGCGUUCUUGGAUCGGGACCCACAAACUUUUGGCUGGGCCUCCAUUCUAGAUAAAUUGGAAAUCGUGUCCUGGUUGGACAAGCGGCUUCCUGCACAAAGGGCCAAUCGGUUAAGCAGAGAUCAAACCGGUCAACAGUGAGGUUCAUACCUGGUGUUGACUCAGAGAAGGAACAACUGACCCAGAGACCUCUUAGCUGCAACUUUAAAGAGGAUAAGAGAUUUUGAUCAAAUAUUCACCUGCAAGUCAACUAUCAACACAUAAUAGAAUAUCAAUGCAAUGCAGCAGUCGUCAGAAAGGAUGGAGCCUGGAAAACUCGUGGAUCCCCCGUCAGACACAAUCAGCACUCCGGAAAACCACAAAAAACCUCAUGAAUGCUCAGUGUGUGGGAAAUCCUUUUCUCGCAGGUCCCGACUAUUGAUCCACAGGAAGAUCCAUGUGGGAAGUGGAUCCAGUCAAGGUUUGGAGGGUGAGAAAUCCUUCUCUGGAAAAGACGCCAAAGAUCCCAGAAGCCCCUCCAGAGUAAAGCCCUAUAAAUGUGAGGAAUGUGACUUAUGCUUUGGUCAAAAGUCACACCUUCUUACACAUCAGAAAAUCCACACUGGAGAGAAACCUUAUCAGUGUCUGGAAUGUGGGAAAUUUUUCCGUACAAUAGGUAAUGUCAAAGAGCAUGAGAGGAUUCACACAGGGGAGAAACCUUACAAGUGUUGGGAAUGUGGGAAGAGCUUUUCUCAGAAGGCUGGUCUUAGGGCCCAUGAGAAGAUUCAUGCAGGAAUAAAACCUUACAAAUGCUUUGAGUGUGGAAAAUGUUUCACCCAGAGUUCAGCUCUUCGGAGUCAUGAGAAAACACACAGCGGGGAGAAAAAUGAAAAGUGCCUCGAAUGCGGAAAAUGUUUUUCCAGGAAAUCAAACCUGGUGAAGCAUCAGAGAUAUCACACCGGAGAAAAACCCUAUGAAUGCCCAGAAUGUGAGAGACGAUUUGUGGAUUCUUCUGAACUUCGGAGACACCAGAAGUGGCACAAAGGAGAGCUACCUUAUGAAUGUGGGAUGUGUGGGAAAAGUUUUCUUACACGAACAGAGAUUCAGGCUCACGAGAGAAUCCACACAGGGGAGAAGCCAUUCAAAUGUGGGGAGUGUGGGAAAUGUUUUGCCAAAAAAGAAAAUCUUGGAAGCCAUCACAGAGUCCACACAGGAGAGAAGCCAUACAGAUGUGUAGAAUGUGGGAAAUGUUUUGGACACAAGGGAGCCCUUUGGAGACAUCAUAAAACCCACACAGGGGAGAAGCCACAUCAAUGCAACGAAUGUGGAAAAUUUUAUCGUACCUCAUCCGCCCUUAAAUGUCAUGUGAAAAUUCACACAGGGGAAAAAAACCACAAAUGUUUAGACUGUGGGAAAACAUUUGCUCUGUCAUUUAACCUUAGAAGUCACUGCCGAAUCCACACAGGAGAAAAGCCCCAUAAAUGCUCGGAGUGCCAUAAAUGUUUUUCUCAAAAAAGGUCUCUUUUGAAGCAUCAGCAAAUCCACACUUGAGAAAAAACAAAUGUCUAGAGAGAGGAAAAUGAUUUGCCCAACGUUCAGCACUUCGCGCGCACACCCGAAAUCACACAGCAGAGUGGCCUUACAAGUGUGCAGAGUGUGAGAAAACUUUUCGUUGUAAACCACAAUUAAAAAAGCACCAGAAAGUCCAUAGCAGAGAUAAAUCCCUUCGGUUGUGAACAGUGCAGGUGCAACAUCAGAGAUUUCACACUGGAGAGAGACCCUCUGAAGGCCCAGAAUGUGUGAGAAGCAAUUUGUUGAGUCUUCUGAACUUUGGACAUUCCAGAAGGGGCACAAAAGGGUGAAACCCUAUAAAUGUAGGGAAUGUGGGAAAAAAUUUAUUUCACAGUAACGUGUUCAUAGUCAUGAGAAUAUCCACAUACGGGAGAAGCCAUUCAAAUGUGUGGAGUAUGGGAUGUGCUUUUCUGAAAAACAAUAUCUCAGUAGAGUAUUCUUCAAGAUUAUUUGUAAUAAGAGAAGAUAAGAAAUGACGGGUGAUGGAACGGGAGGGAAAGUUCGCACUUCAAACUAAUUGGAGAAUGUGAUUGUUGUUGUUGUUGUUAAUUGCGAAGUCGUGUCCGACCCAUCGCGACCCCAUGGACAACAUUCCUCCAGGUUUUCCUGUCCUCUA
Crotalus tigris (Tiger rattlesnake) is the source of this 2399-nucleotide messenger RNA. RefSeq names its product zinc finger protein OZF-like. The transcript has 3 exons. Gene Ontology annotation, molecular function: DNA-binding transcription repressor activity, RNA polymerase II-specific. The record is from RefSeq and is a predicted model, not a curated record. The coding region runs from base 512 to 1762 and encodes 416 amino acids. Lineage: Eukaryota; Metazoa; Chordata; Lepidosauria; Squamata; Viperidae. Gene Ontology annotation, biological process: negative regulation of transcription by RNA polymerase II.